Molecule: messenger RNA, 2349 nt
Organism: Xylaria bambusicola
Lineage: Eukaryota; Fungi; Ascomycota; Sordariomycetes; Xylariales; Xylariaceae
Product: amine oxidase
Exons: 7
Coding region: 1-2349 (782 amino acids)
Cellular component (GO): mitochondrial inner membrane
Molecular function (GO): copper ion binding; oxidoreductase activity
Source: RefSeq, a predicted model, not a curated record
AUGACAUUAUCCGUUAAUUUUGUGCCUAGGAAAAAGGUUGCCAUUGUCGGCAGUGGCUCAGCGGGAAUAGGUGCCCUGUGGGCUCUUAACCGGACACAUCAUGAUGUCUACUUGUACGAGGCCUCCGACCGUCUCGGUGGACAUACGAACACCGUCGAGUGGAAAAGGGGUAAAUUCAGAACCUUGGUCGAUACUGGUUUUAUCGUUCUAAACACAGCAACAUACCCCAAUUUCAUCAAUUUUCUGAAGAAAAUCAAUGUGCCGACCGUUGCAACGCAGAUUACUUUUGGGUUCUCACGGGAUAAGGGGAAAUUCGAGUGGGCGAGCGACAGUUUGGAUGCUAUCUUCUGCCAAAGACUAAACUUAUUUUCGCCAAGGAUGUGGAGGCUGGUCUUCGAUAUCAUCCGCUUUAACAAGUUUGCUUUGGACCUUUUGAGAGAACCAAGAAAUGGUUUGGAUGACUCUUGUUCACCCGAAAAAAAGCUGGAGACCAUCGGCCACUACCUGAAAAGACACGGCUAUUCCGACACCUUUCGAAAUGAUUAUCUCAUUCCCAUUACGGCAGCUAUGUGGACUACGAAUCCAAACAUUUGUGCUCUGGAAUUCCCUGUCGUCACACUAGUCAGGGCCAUGUGGAAUCACCGGCUCCUGAGUACAGUUUCGACAAGACCAGACUGGGUGAUAUUGGAAAACGGUGCUAAAUCAUACGUAGAUGCGGUCAUGAGAGGGUUUCCACCAAACCAUCUCUUUUGCAAGACUGCGGUUAAACACUUGUCCAACAAUGAGAAUGGCCAAGUGCAACUACACCUGGAAAACGGCAAAACUGAGGUUUACGACCAUGUGAUUCUUGCCGUUCAUGGGGAUCAGGCCUUUCAGAUCAUUGCUCCUUCGGCCACUGAGGAGGAGAAGGCGAUCAUGUCAAACUUUCGGUCCUCGGAGAACACCUGUGUCCUCCAUUCUGAUAUCUCCCUUAUGCCUAAGCGUCGAAACGCAUGGUCAUCGGGAAACUAUCUCACUUUGUCUUCCCCUUGGACGGGAAAAGACCUUGACCAAGUCUCCCUAACUUAUAACAUGAACAUCAUACAGCAUAUACCCCGCAAGGCGUUUGGCGACGUAUUGCUUACUUUGAACCCCAUCCACGAACCAAGAGCAGAGACAGUACAGGGGCGGUUCUCAUACUCACAUCCUAUAUACACGCCGGCCGCUGUUCGAGCACUUGAGCAGCUUCCAAAGAUUCAAAACAAGCGUGGAGUCAGCUAUGCUGGCGCAUGGACUGGACAUGGUUUUCAUGAAGACGGCUUCAGCAGCGGACUACAUGUUGCCAUUUCGCAUCUCGGCGCUCGUUUGCCUUUCGAGUUCAUAGACCCCACAUCGAGCCACGGAAGGCAACCUGAACUGAGUAUAAUAGAUUGGUUAUUGAGAGUUAUCAUUCUCCUCAUACAGAUAUUCCUCAUAGAUCUCCCGGAUAGAAUGUUUAGUGCGACGAAGGCUCGUAUUUCAGCCAGAGUCCCCACGAGCUCCCCAACAUCCCAAACCUCACCGCGCAGCAUGAAUUCUCUCCCCCGAAUCCCGUGGAGAGUCCUCCGGUCCAACGCCUCGUCCUGGGCAUGCACGUCAUGUCGUCGAGAAAUUGCACAGGCGAGGCAAUUGCCCGCACGAAUGGCUCGUAGGCCAAUCUCGAAUACCACGACAGCACGACAACAAACUGCACAGGCUCCGUCGAUGGACCGCUUGCGCGAGCAUUACAGACAUAAGAACCGGACGACCAUGUAUUACACUCUCAGUAUCAUCCUAGGCACUGUCGCAUUCUCGUAUGGUUCCGUGCCUAUGUACAAGAUGAUAUGCCAAACAACAGGCUGGGGUGGCCAACCGAUCAGAGCUCCCGGACACGGAGGCUCAUCGUCAGAUGGGGACCAGGCCUCGCGCUUGAUACCAGUCAAAGACGCGCGGCGCAUCCGUGUGACAUUCAAUGCCUCAGUAUCGGACGUGCUGCCGUGGAAAUUCGUACCGCAACAACGCGAGGUGCGGGUGCUGCCCGGGGAGACAGCCCUCGCCUUCUACACGGCGACAAACCGCAGCGAUAGCGAUAUUAUUGGGGUGGCAACGUACAGCGUGACGCCCGCGCAGGUGGCGCCGUACUUUAGCAAGAUCCAGUGCUUCUGUUUCGAGGAGCAGCGUCUCAAUGCGGGCGAGACGGUUGACAUGCCUGUCUUCUUCUAUCUUGACCCGGAUUUAUUGGAUGAUCUGAACAUGAGGGGAAUUAACGAGGUCACGUUGAGCUAUACAUUCUUCAAGGCUAAGUACGAUAAUAACGGGAAAUUCAAGAACUUCCCCACGACAUCAUCAUAG